Messenger RNA from Sciurus carolinensis (gray squirrel), 3041 nucleotides. RefSeq names its product myelin expression factor 2 (gene Myef2). Gene Ontology annotation, biological process: regulation of mRNA stability involved in response to oxidative stress. The coding region runs from base 101 to 1903 and encodes 600 amino acids. Gene Ontology annotation, cellular component: post-mRNA release spliceosomal complex; nucleus; cytoplasm. Gene Ontology annotation, molecular function: mRNA binding. NCBI's taxonomy places the organism in Eukaryota, Metazoa, Chordata, Mammalia, Rodentia, Sciuridae. The transcript is spliced from 17 exons. The record is from RefSeq and is a predicted model, not a curated record.
CUUUUCAAAUCGGGAUCCGUUACCGCUUCCCCGGCCGCCGCCAUUGUCGCGCUCGGAGCCCCUCAGCGCAAGCGGCCGAGGCGGAGCCAGCGGCGGCGGGAUGGCGGACGCUGACAAGCCCGAGGUGCUCGGGGCCGCUGGCGACGAUAGCCCGCAUCAGCAGCCCGCAGAACCUCAGGGCGAACCGCGGCGAGAACCGCACCCCCCGGAGCCGGAGAAGCAGCCUCCGCAGCACAGCAGUAGCUCCAAUGGCGUUAAAAUGGAGAAUGAUGAAACAGUGAAAGAAGAAAAAUCUGACUUAAAAGAAAAAUCUACAGGAAAUAAGAAGGCCAAUAGAUUUCAUCCUUAUUCAAAAGACAAGAAUUCGGGCACUGGAGAAAAGAAGGGUCCAAAUCGUAACAGAGUUUUCAUUAGCAACAUCCCAUAUGACAUGAAAUGGCAAGCUAUUAAAGAUCUAAUGAGAGAAAAAGUUGGUGAGGUUACAUACGUGGAGCUCUUUAAGGAUGCGGAAGGAAAAUCAAGGGGUUGUGGUGUUGUUGAAUUCAAAGAUGAAGAAUUUGUAAAGAAAGCUCUAGAAACUAUGAACAAAUAUGAUCUUAGUGGAAGACCCCUUAAUAUUAAAGAGGAUCCUGACGGAGAAAAUGCUCGUAGGGCAUUGCAACGAACAGGAGGAUCAUUUCCAGGAGGACAUGUCCCUGAUAUGGGAUCGGGGUUGAUGAAUUUACCACCUUCCAUUCUCAAUAAUCCAAACAUUCCUCCUGAGGUUAUCAGUAAUUUGCAGGCUGGUAGACUUGGUUCUACAAUUUUUGUUGCUAAUCUGGACUUCAAAGUUGGUUGGAAGAAGCUAAAGGAAGUGUUCAGCAUAGCUGGAACAGUAAAGCGGGCAGAUAUUAAAGAAGACAAAGAUGGGAAGAGCAGAGGAAUGGGCACUGUCACUUUUGAGCAAGCAAUUGAAGCAGUUCAAGCAAUUUCUAUGUUCAAUGGGCAGUUUUUAUUUGAUAGACCUAUGCAUGUGAAAAUGGAUGACAAGUCUGUUCCUCAUGAAGACUACCGUUCACAUGAUAGUAAAACACCACAAUUACCACGUGGUCUUGGAGGUAUUGGAAUGGGACUUGGUCCAGGUGGACAGCCUAUUAGUGCUAGCCAGUUGAACAUAGGUGGUGUAAUGGGAAAUUUAGGUCCUAGUGGUAUGGGAAUGGAUGGUCCAGGUUUUGGAGGAAUGAAUAGAAUUGGAGGAGGAAUUGGGUUUGGUGGUCUGGAAGCAAUGAAUAGCAUGGGAGGAUUUGGUGGAGUUGGCCGAAUGGGAGAGCUAUACCGUGGUGCGAUGACUAGUAGCAUGGAGCGAGAUUUUGGACGUGGUGAUAUUGGAAUAAAUCGAGGCUUUGGAGAUUCCUUUGGUAGACUUGGCAGUGCAAUGAUUGGAGGGUUUGCAGGAAGAAUAGGAGCUUCUAACAUGGGUCCAGUAGGAUCUGGAAUAAGUGGUGGAAUGGGUGGCAUGAACAGUGUGACUGGAGGAAUGGGGAUGGGACUGGACCGCAUGAGUUCCAGCUUUGAUAGAAUGGGACCAGGUAUAGGAGCUAUACUGGAAAGGAGCAUCGAUAUGGAUCGAGGAUUUUUAUCGGGGCCAAUGGGAAGCGGAAUGAGAGACAGAAUAGGCUCCAAAGGCAACCAGAUAUUUGUCAGAAAUCUGCCUUUUGACUUGACUUGGCAGAAACUAAAAGAGAAAUUCAGUCAGUGUGGUCAUGUAAUGUUUGCAGAAAUAAAAAUGGAGAAUGGAAAGUCAAAAGGCUGUGGAACAGUCAGAUUUGACUCCCCAGAAUCAGCUGAAAAAGCCUGCAGGAUAAUGAAUGGCAUAAAAAUCAGUGGUAGAGAAAUUGAUGUUCGCUUGGAUCGUAAUGCAUAAUUUCAAACCACGGUUGGAACAUUCCUUCAUCUGUUUUGCUGAAUCUACUAGUAAAAGUCAUUUUUUUAGUAAUACUGUAUGCUUACAAAAGCUGUAAAAAUGAACUUCUAAAAUUCCCACCAGCUUUUAACAGUAUAAUGUUAAAAAUAUACUGUGAUUUUUGUUAAUCUCAAGUUUGGGUUUCUAAAGACAGCAAGUCUGGUCAUUCAGUUUAAAUGAAUGGUUAUACUGUUUUUAAUGAAAUAAGCCAUUUUCUUGUUGUUUUCAGUAUGACAUAGUAGUAUUUGUUCUAGUUUCCCUAGCCUUUAUCAGCUUAUUGUAAGGUAAAUGAUAAAUGGUUUUUUUCAUAACUUGUGUUUUAUAAUAUGUAAUUAUUCAUGAAAAGAAAGGGCUCAGACAAAUUAGGAUGUGAUUUUGGUUGGUUUUAAAUUGCUUUUCUUUGGUGAUAAAGAAUUACUGUUAAGUAAGUUUUAGAUUCUGAAGUUUAGGAUGUUUUUAUUUGACUUAAAUGAAGAAAUGGAUUUUUCCUUCUCUACCACCCCCACCAUUCACAUUUUCCACAUUAACACUAUUAAGAAUAUCAAUCUCCACAGCCCCUUAUUUUAUUAUUUCCAAUAAUUCCGAGUUCAUAUAGAACUGAUAAUGAAGCAAGCCCCAAGUAUAAUAAUAGGCAGACAACUCCCAAUCUUCUGUCUAGUUUCCAACCAUUGAAGUGAACUGCUAAAAAAAGAAAAAUAAUGGAAAUGUUUAGAGCAAUGGUUAUGUAAGUGAGUCCUCUGCUGUUUACUUCUACAGGAGCUGAUUCAUUUGUAAAUGCAGUUUUAAUAAGCCAGGGAACACCUAGGCAUAGCAUAUCAAACACAUUGGAUCCCACAAUGUUAGACAUAGCCAUGUCUCCUUUACCUGCAAAAGAAAAGCAUGUUGUUAAAAUAUGCAUACAAUACUGUGUUUCAUUAAUAAUCUUUAUAAGAAAAAAACACUGGAUACAUUUUUGUUGUUGGUAGUUUUGGAAAAUUGUUGUUAGAGCAAAAGUCUUACUGAAUUUGUAUUUUAAAAUUUUUUUUGGGUUAGUAUUUAAGUUUUAACAUUUAUUUAAUAAUGAUUAUCUUUAUUUAUUAAACCAUUUUUCAAUAAGAUA